Messenger RNA from Xiphophorus maculatus (southern platyfish), 1107 nucleotides. Its product is annotated as pituitary tumor-transforming gene 1 protein-interacting protein-like. Lineage: Eukaryota; Metazoa; Chordata; Actinopteri; Cyprinodontiformes; Poeciliidae. The transcript has 7 exons. The record is from RefSeq and is a predicted model, not a curated record. Gene Ontology annotation, cellular component: nucleus; cytoplasm. Bases 126 to 674 code for a protein of 182 amino acids. Gene Ontology annotation, biological process: protein import into nucleus.
AAGUGACGUAGUCCAAGUAAACAGAAACAGCAGAGACGAACAGCAGUCGUUUACUGUCAACCAGCGGAUAGUCAAGUGUUUUAAACGCGGCUCCCGUGUCCAGUCGUCUGGUUAUUCCGUUCAUUAUGUCCAUGUUACUACCGGGCAAAGCUACUAUGACCUUAUAUGUGUUGUCUGUUGUUGGGCUGCUACUUGUUAGCUUUGUUAGCCAGGGCAAAUGCCAAACAACUGCACCGCCACCACCCCCAUGUUCCAUCAACAAGAACUGUGACAGCUGUGUUCCUCAUGCUAAGUGUCUCUGGUGUUUUACCACCAACAACUGCACAGAUUACCCCGUGACCUGGCUGUUGCCCCCAGCAUCGCUGUGCCCGCUGUCUCAGGCCCGGUGGGGGGUGUGCUGGUUGAACUUUGAAGCGCUGAUCAUCGCCCUGGCAGUGGUAGCCGGAACCAUCCUGAUCAGCAUCAGCAUCUGCUGCUGCUGUUGCUGCUGCUGCAAGAGACGACGCCCAGGGCCUGACAGAGAUGAGGAGAGAUUUGCCAGGAGGAGAGAGGAGAUCAGACAGCGCGCUGAGGAACGGAAGGUGGAGAGACAGUCAAAACACGAUGAGAUCCGGAGAAAGUAUGGCCUGAUGGGGGACUCGGACCACCCAUACAGCAAGUUUGAGAACGAGUGAAGCAGCUGAGCUGGAGGACUGAGCUGCUCUCAUGUUUUCACUUUUAGCUUGAAUCUCUGCCUUUUUGUCUCCUGAUGCUAACUCUGCAGACCACAGCUGGACACACCCACCCAGAUCCAGGCCCAGCUUCCACUUCCUCCUGUUUAACAAACACAAACCUGACUGACUGACUGACUGACUGACUGACUGACUGACUGACUGACUGACUGACUGACUGACUGGUCUGGGAGGACUCUAUUUAGUCUUGGGUGAAUGUGAAGCCUGUUUUUAAAUUUUUUCCUAAUUUCAUGUGUUCAGAAAUGUUUUCUCUUUUUAGAUAUCCUACUUUCACGUUAGUCUUUUUGCACUUUGUACAUGGAGGAAAUUUAUAAAUUACACAAUUAUGAUUGCAUCAUUGACGUGUUCACAUAAACAAAGGUUGUGUAAAAAAAAA